Molecule: messenger RNA, 468 nt
Organism: Rhodotorula toruloides NP11
Lineage: Eukaryota; Fungi; Basidiomycota; Microbotryomycetes; Sporidiobolales; Sporidiobolaceae
Product: NADH dehydrogenase (ubiquinone) 1 alpha subcomplex 5
Exons: 2
Coding region: 1-468 (155 amino acids)
Biological process (GO): respiratory electron transport chain
Source: RefSeq, a predicted model, not a curated record
AUGUUCCGUGCGACCCACCGAGUGCUCGCUGCCGCACAAGCCAUCAACAAGGCCGCCACGACCCACCGGACAAAGCUGAGCACCGGCAUCACGGGCCUCGCCGUCCACCCCGAUCCGCUUCACGCCCUCCGAGCGACGUACACCUCGACGCUCAAGGUCCUCGAGCAGGUCCCCGCAUCAGCAGUCUACCGGCAGUCCGCCGAGGCCAUCACCCGCGAAAGGCUCGCCGUCGUCGAGCAGGCUGGCGAGGGCAACACGGAGGAGCAGAUCGAGCAGGUCGAGAGCAAGCUGGAGGCAGGAAUCGCGGAGGAGUUGAUCCAGCAAGCCGAGGACGAGCUCAAGCUCGCGUCCAAGAUGCUCGAGUACAAGCCGUGGGAGGACCUCGAGGAGGCGCCAGCACCAGGACAGUGGGAACCUUUCCGGAUCACCCCUUCGACUACGACCGCCGACGACCUUCACCCCAAGUAG